AUUUUAGGAGUUUUUUUCCACCGGAAGUGACGAAUUCGCAAUAAUCAAAUACAAUUGUUGUUAUAUCUUAUGUGGAUUAUAGUGUAUGUUUUAUUAGUAGUUAUAUUGACAAUGAGUUGCGUCAAACUGAGAUCUGUCAGAAAGGUCAAGAUCACAUCCAAAUGAAAACAAAGAAAAAGAAAGCGUUGGAUGCUGACUGGAAGGAAGACCAGCACUUCUCUGCAGGUACCACAUAUGGAACACUUGGCAUGAUGGCCUUCACAAAUACUUCAUUCCGGUGGACACUUCUGUGGAUGAUACCGCUUCUUCUUCUUCUACCCGCUCCGUGCAGCCCCAUCCAGGUGACGUGCUCAGAACCCAACCACCUGGCCCUGCUGGAGGCCCUGACACCCAUCUUUAACAUGGCCGCCAUGAGACCCGUCACCAACAUGACCACCCCCACCAAUGUCAGCGUACGCUUCCUCCUGUACGGGAUCCUGGGAGUGAAUGAAAAGGCUCAACUCCUGACAACGUACCUGUGGCAGCACUUUUGGUGGCAGAAUGAGCUGGUCAGUUGGGACCCCCUCCAGUGCGGCACCGACAAGAUCUCCCUGCCCAGAAAUAAGUUUUGGGUCCCGGAUAUCGUCAUCAACGAAUUCAUGGACGAAGACAAGGCUCCAUUUGUGCCUUACGUCAAUCUGUACAGCGAUGGAAGAAUGCAAGACGCCAAACCUGCCAGAGUCAUCAGUUCGUGUAACCUGGACAUCUACACCUUCCCCUUCGACAUCCAGGACUGCACUCUCACCUUCAGCUCCUUCAUCAGCUUCGAAAAAGACCUGAAGGUGUUCUCAUCCAUGCCUGACGACGAGGUCACAAAAAGGUCCAAGAAUGUGAUGACCACCUUGGGGGAGUGGGAGCUUCUGGACAUUACCACCGAAAAACAGUCACAUGUACACGACACAGAAGAUUCCUUAAUGGACGAGCUGGCAUUUCAUAUCCGCUUGCGACGCAGGUCUACGCUGUACGUGGUCAACCUGCUGCUGCCCAGCUGCUUCCUCAUCACUGUGGACCUCUUCAGUUUCCUGCUGCCUCCUCAGAGCGUGGACCGCUCCUCCUUCAAGAUGACCCUCAUCCUGGGCUACACCGUAUUCCUGCUCAUCAUGAACGACCUGCUGCCCAUCACCGGAAACACCAUACCCCUCAUAAACGUGUUCUUCUCCUUGUGCUUGGCUCUGAUGGUGGCCAGCCUCCUGGAGACCAUCCUCAUCACCAACUUGCUGCUCAGCUCCAAAAGCCUGCGUCCCGUUCCCGGCUGGAUCCACGUGCUUCUCUUGCAGCUCCUGGGACGUCUUGUGGGUCUGCCCUGGGAGACCAAAGAGGUUGAAGAAGCAGACACGAGGUCGAGCGCCGUGUCGGCACAGCAAGGAGAUGAUGAAGAGCCUGAAGAGGAGGAAGGAGCGGCGGUGGAGGACAAGGCCGUGCGGGAGCUGAGGAGCCUGGGCGGAGACCUGAAGGUCAUCCGCCUGCAGGUGGAGCAGCAGCUGGGGGGCAGCCAGACCUCCGAGGAUUGGAUGCAGCGCCGCCCGCAGGAAGUCAAGUCUUCUGUGCUUCUCUUCAUCUUCAUCUCUCUCCUCCUGCACGGAUCAUGCAACUCCGUCAUGCAGAACUGCUCUCGCCCGGACUCCCUCGCCCUGCUGGAGGCUCUCAGGCCGGUCUUCAACCUCAGCUCUAUUCGACCCGUGGUGAACAUUUCAACCGUCACUCACGUCCACAUCGACUUCAUCCUGGUGGGCAUCCUGGGCGUGGAUGAAAAGGCGCAGAUCCUCACAACGUACAUCGUCCAAUACCUGACGUGGAGGAACGAGUUUGUGAGCUGGGAGCCGAGCGAGUGCGGGGCCGAGCACAUCAUCGUUCCCAGGAAGCUGCUGUGGAUCCCCGACGUGGUCAUCAAUGAGUUCAUGGAGAGGAACAUGGCGCCAAAGUCCUUGUACUCGUACCUCUACCACUUCGGCACGGUGCUCGAUGCCCGGCCCAUCCGAGUGGUCAGCUCCUGCAGGCUGGACAUCUACGCCUUCCCGUUUGACAUCCAGAACUGCACUUUGACCUUCAACUCAUACCUGCACCGCGUAUCCGCGAUACAGCUCGGCCAAACGUUUACAACAGAGAGGAUAUUUGAAUAUUCCAAAGAAAUGAUGACCACCGUGGGCGAGUGGGAGCUGAUCGGAAUGUCUUCGUUCAAGGAGCAACUCCCGACUUCAGACGACGACAUUUACGAAGAGAUGCGCUUCUUUGUGUCAUUGCGUCGCAGGUCUACGAUGUACGUGGUCAACCUGCUGCUGCCCAGCUGCUUCCUGAUCACCGUGGACCUCUUCAGCUUCCUGCUGCCCCCCCACAAGGUGGACCGCUCCUUGUUCAAGAUGACCCUCAUCCUGGGCUACACUGUCUUCCUGCUCAUCAUGAACGACCUGCUGCCCAUCACAGGAAACACCAUACCCCUCAUAAACGUGUUCCUGUCGCUCUGCUUGGCUCUGAUGGUGGCAAGCCUGCUGGAGACGGUGGUCAUCACCAACCUCCUGCACGGCUCCUCUCGCUACUCACCAGUUCCUCGGUGGAUCCGAGUGAUGGUCCUCCACGUCGUAGGCCGCCUGGUGCUGCUUCCUCCAAAGGCCGAGCAACCGGACGGGGUCAUCCAAAAUCCUGCCACGUUGGAAAUGUCCGCAAGGGCGCCGGGAAAGGAGGACGCGGCCCUGCGGGAGCUGAGGAGGCUGGGCCGGGACCUGCGGGCCAUCCGCUUGCGGGUGGAGCAAGAGCUGGGGGUCGGCCUGAGCUGCGGGGAGUGGAUGCGGGUGGGCUUCAUCAUAGACCGCUUCCUGUUUGGCAUCUACGUCCUCUUCAUAUCCGUCUGCUUCCUCAUCAUCAUCAUCAUGUGGGUCAGCUCCUACAACGCCGCGUGAUUGCACCGCGUGGGAGAGCACGAGCCGUUUCAUCCAAAGCAUCCGGCUGCUUCUUCAACGAGAUCUUCCUCCAUGGAGACCAAUCCAUCCACCCAACCAACCAUCCAACCACCCAUCCAUCCAUCAUCCAUCCACCCACCCAUCCAUCCAUCCAUACAUCCAACCACCCACCCACCCAUCCAUCCAUCCAUCCACCCAACCAUCCAUCCAUCCACCCAACCAACCAUCCAUCAUCCAUCCAUCCACCCAUCCAUCAUCCAUCCAUCCACCCAACCAACCAACCAUCCAUCCAUCCACCCAACCAUCCACCCAACCAUCUAUCCAUCUAGCAUCCAUCCACCCAACCAACCAACCAUCCAUCCUCCCAACCAUCCAUCCACCCAACCAUCCAUCAUCCAUCCACCUACCCAUCCACCCAACCAACCAACCAACCAACCAUCCAUCCACCCAACCAUCCAUCUAUCAUCCAUCCACCCAACCAACCAACCAACCAACCAACCAACCAACCAACCAUCCAUCCAUCCAUCCAUCCAUCCACCCAACCAUCCAUCCACCCACCCACGCAUCCACCCAUCCAUGCAUCCACCCACCCACCCAUCCAACCAACCACUCAUCCAUCCAUCCAUCCACCCACCCAUCCAUCAUCCAUCCCCAAAAUGGUGAUAAAUAAAUAAGUGUGCCUGUUUUUAAUCAUUGUUGUCAUGCUAGCAUAAGCGUAGUGAUGGGCUAACAGCUAAAAAGAGUUUAGACUAGUAUAUCUAUAUAUACAGAUUAUAUAUCUAUAGAUAUAUAUAUAGACUAAUAUCCAUCAUGAACAGUCUGGCCAGUCUUUUAUUGUCAAUAGAAUUCCAUAAGAAAAUAAGACAAAUGCUAAUCAUCAUUUCCAUAACAACUUCAAUGUGCG
Messenger RNA from Doryrhamphus excisus (bluestripe pipefish), 3837 nucleotides. The record is from RefSeq and is a predicted model, not a curated record. Lineage: Eukaryota; Metazoa; Chordata; Actinopteri; Syngnathiformes; Syngnathidae.